GACAGACAGUGGUUGACAGAGUUUGUGAAGCUCGAUUGACUCAGAUGAGUUACAGAUCCUGAGGUUAACUGUCUGUGACCGCUGCUGUCAGGCAGGUGUGCUCUCUACACUGCAAUAAGACUGAGCUGGUGAGCUGUACCCAGGGGUUGCCAGUGUACCAGGCCAGCUAGUUGUUUUGGGUGGCAGGAUGCCCGGGGUGGAGAGUGGCUCAGGUGGUCUGGCUGAUGACGAGGUGGUCCUGGAGGCCCUGAAUUGUUUCUGCAGCUCCUCAGAACAGACCUACGACCAGUUCCUGUCCUCCUUCACACACCUGACUCCAGGGAGUGCUGGGAGUGGACACACGACUCUGCCCUCCGGACCCAGUCAUCUCUCUAGGGAGAUGGAGAGAUCAGGGGAGAGGAGGAGGAAUGGAGAAGAGGAUGCAGAGGAAGAGAGGAGAGGACAGCAGAGUGUCUGUGUCCUGCCUGCUGAUCAGGAGGAGAUGGAGCUAGGUGCUGGAGUGACUGUGGGCAGCUGUGGAAAUGGAGACUGUCGUCCACCAGGCAUAACUCUCAAGCUGGAUAACUACCUGGAUGUUGGGGACUUCAGUGAGGAGGAAGGAGAUGUAACUGCUGACCCAGAUUGUGGGGUUCGGGUUCUACCAGGGGAGGUAGAGGAGGAACUCCCUGCCUACCUGCCCUCCUUCUGUCACCUGACCCAGCUGGACCUGACCUCCACAGGCAGGAGGACGGGGACACGGCCGGGGACACAGGGACAGCAGCAGGACACGCCACCACAGAGACAGAGUGACAGUGAAGAGGUUUUGCCUUUCAACCUGGAUGAGAACUUUGACUACGACAAUGUUGUGCUGUCUAGCAAACAUCUCCUACCGCAGUCCAACACUGGUGAAUGACCUCUGUGCAGGGACCCCUGUCUGGGAGAGCCUUGUGUCAUACCACAUCAAAUUACCCAACUUACCAUUUAACUGGACUAAUAAACCACUCCUGAAAACA
Messenger RNA from Salmo salar (Atlantic salmon), 992 nucleotides. RefSeq names its product intraflagellar transport associated protein (gene iftap). Gene Ontology annotation, molecular function: intraciliary transport particle A binding. Gene Ontology annotation, cellular component: cytosol; 9+0 non-motile cilium. Gene Ontology annotation, biological process: acrosome reaction; spermatogenesis. NCBI's taxonomy places the organism in Eukaryota, Metazoa, Chordata, Actinopteri, Salmoniformes, Salmonidae. The record is from RefSeq and is a predicted model, not a curated record.